Molecule: messenger RNA, 2544 nt
Organism: Clunio marinus
Lineage: Eukaryota; Metazoa; Arthropoda; Insecta; Diptera; Chironomidae
Source: the annotation of a GenBank genome assembly
CAAUGAAGUUUUGUUUUUUCAAAGAUAAAAUACAACUUAAAUGUUCCUCAUUUAUUUACAAUAUCGUGAAAUAACUGACGACAAAUUAUAUAUAUUUUGCAGUAUCAUAAUUAUAACAUCAUCACAUUAAAGCGUUGUGUAGAAAAUCGAUACAUUCUUUUGUUUGUUUUGUCGUUUCUUUAUUGACACGGAAGUUCGAGUGAAAUGUAGUCUUAAUUAUCUUAUGUGGUCGUGUUUUUACUGUAAUAAUUUUAACUCCGCGCUAUCAGUUUCGCGCAGAGAAUCGUAGUGAUCGCGAUAGUUAAAGUAUUAGAGAAGUGAAAAACAAGUUUUUAUUUAGAUACAAAUUGUCUGUGUGGAACUAGAAAAAGUAACAAAAUAUUGAAAAAAAUAACAUAAAAAAAUUGCUGGCUUCUGGUGGCCCAAAAAACCUCAAAAAUAUAUUCGACAGAUUUAGCAAAUAAUAUAUACGAUUAGAGAUACAACAAGAAGAAAAUAGAAACAGGAAAAAAAUUAUUCAGCAUUACAAAUAAUUCAUUUGAGUUUUUAAAUAAAGAAACCGUGGAAUUGCUUCAAUUUCAAAAAAUAAAAAAUAUUUAUUUUGGUUUUAACUUCUUGAGACGAGUUCUCAGGCAAAAUUUGGGAUUACUCUUAUCAACACAUUGAAAGUUACUUAGCUCAUAGAUCCGGAGGAUCAUCUUCUAGUGUUAAUAGAAAGAAUAAAUCAACAAAAAUUGCCUCCUAACAUCAACAACUUUCCUAACCAUCUCAGAUAAAAUGGAUAAAGACAACGCAUUGCUGCUUAUUGAAGAGAAUGGAAGAGGAAAAACAGAACAAGAAGAACAAAAUUCUACGACACGACUGAAGCUUGCGAUUGCCAAUAAAAAGCUGAAAGAUGAUUUCUUUAAAGAUAAUGAGAACGACAAGCCGGGUGAGAUUAAAAUCAUCAAUGACGACUUUGAAAAUAAGAUUCAUGAAUCGCUGUUGGAUAUGGAACAAGUUGAUGGAACUGUUUAUGAAUCUGAUAGCGACGAGAUGAAUGAGAAUGGAAGCAAACGGCAAUCAAGUUCAUCUUCAAAUUCAAGCAAUGACUCGGAUGAUGAAGAAUAUGCGGUGGCAAGUAAAAACACUCAACUCAUCGAAUCUUCAGUUCUUCAACGAAGGAUGUUUGAAGAGUAUCAACAAAUUUCUUCAGUUAUGCUUCCAUUUUUCGAGCGGAGACGUUUAUCGGAGUGUAAGGAAGAAUCGGAAUCAGAAGAAGAUCUUCAUGGGAUGAAACCGCCCACAAUCAUCGUCACACCGACCUCGGAAUCCACUGAAGUUGCUGGUCGUAAGAAGCGAUUCAUUGUGACAAAAACAAAACUUGAACCAGCAGCAGAGAUGAAGCAACCAGUUUCAAUUCUCAAGAAAACUCCUUCACCUCCAUCAUUUCCAAAACAAUUCUUAACAAAUUCACCAAAAAAGAUUCGUUACGAAGCUGAAGCUUUAAGGCACAUUUCAGCGAAACAAAAUUCACAAACCAUUCACUUUCCAUGUUCAUCGACAGUUGAAGAUCGUGUUGCGGCUAAAACUCUCUUUUCACCACAAGGAAUUCUUAAACCACAUUUAGACCAUCGUUAUUUUGAUACAUCGCUUGUUGAAGUUCGAGCAUCACAAACACUCACCAACAGCUCGAAAUCUUUAGACGGUAGAGGAACAAGCAGUCGACAAUUGGACGAUAAUGUGUGGAUUAAAAGAAUCGAAUCGAAGCCAGCUGAAGAUAAAAUAAGCAUAAGUAGUGACAGUAACAAUGGAAGUAAUCGUAAUGUAAAUGUUCUUGGUGGAAGCGAUGGCACAGAUGGAAGUUCAUCAUCAAUCCGACCACAAAGUGCGCCCGGUUCCCAGUACAAAAAAUCAAAGAAACAAGAUAGAGAGGCUAAACUUAAAGAAAAAGAACGAUUAAAGAAUGAGAAAGAUGCUCUUAAGGUUAAAAAAGAAGCUGCAAAGCGAAUGGAAAAAGAAGCAGCAAAACUCGAAAAGCUUUCAAAAAGUAAUGAAAGACUUGGGGGAAGGUCUGGGUCGUUGGAAAGGCGAAAAAGUGGUGAAGAUGGUGUAACAAAUCAAUUUACAAUUCACGGUAUUGCAUCACCGAACAAACGCCCAACACUCUUUGACGUCUUUCGUCGUAAGGGUUCUGAUGGCAAACGUGACAAAGAACCGAAAAUUGCUGCAUCAGAUCGUGAUAGUUCAUCUGGAAGUGGUGGCAGUGGAGGAAUAAUGAAUAGUAUGAAAGCUGUUAUAGGUGGAAAGGCAGCAGAAGCUCCGGAACCUUCAUCGAAAAAAGCUGUCAAGGACGGUUCAGCACAUCCACAUGCAGGAAGUGAUGCAAGGUAUUAUCAUACUGUAACUGCUGUUCGACGAGCCGAUGUUUCCCGAUCACCUAUGCUGAAGGUCAUGGAUCUCUUUAGACAUCGCUCUAAUUCAGCUGUUUCCGAGGCAGACAAGCGAAAGCAGAAUUUUGAAAGCCCAAGAGUUUUAUUAAAAACUCCAAAAUUUAUUAGUUGA